This is a messenger RNA of Gossypium raimondii (Peruvian cotton), 884 nucleotides long. Its product is annotated as RING-H2 finger protein ATL80. The coding region runs from base 101 to 670 and encodes 189 amino acids. Lineage: Eukaryota; Viridiplantae; Streptophyta; Magnoliopsida; Malvales; Malvaceae. The record is from RefSeq and is a predicted model, not a curated record. The transcript has a single exon.
GAGAAAAAGGUUGGAACUAACACAAGACAAACGCAGUCUUUGAUACAUUUUACAUUCACUUCAACCAAAACCACUUCUCUCUCUCUCUCUCUCUCUUCACAUGACUCGUCCUUUUAGGCUCCUUGGCGCCGCCAACUCCUCGGCCACUACUGAGCCGCCACCUGAACAAGCGGCAACCGUCGACUCCGACUUCGUCGUUAUCCUUGCAGCCCUCCUAUGUGCCCUUAUUUGCGUCCUCGGUCUCAUUGCUGUCGCUCGUUGCGCCUGGCUUCGCCGUCUCUCCGGUGCCUUUGCUCCCAAUCCCUCUGCUUCAUCCCGUCCCACCCCUCCUGCUAACAAGGGCCUUAAGAAGAAGAUCCUCAAGUCCCUCCCUAAGGCUACCUUCUCACCUGAUUUCUCCGCGAAAUUCUCCGAUUGCGCGAUUUGCCUCACGGAGUUCGCCGCAGGGGACGAAAUCCGGGUUCUUCCACAGUGCGGCCAUGGCUUCCACGUCGUCUGCAUCGACACCUGGCUGGGCUCCCAUUCUUCAUGCCCUUCCUGCCGUCAGAUUCUGGUUGCCAGGUGCCAAAAGUGUGGGGGUUUACCCGGCCCGGGGGCUUCAACUUCCGGAACUAACACUGAGGCUAGAUUGAAAGAGCGUGAAGAUGAUGUGAAUAGAUUCCUGCCCUAGCCAACCCAAGCCACCUUCUGGGCUCCUCCAUUUUUUUUCUUUCUUUUCCAAGUGAAAUCAUGUUAGGUUAGGUUUUUCAUUAGCUAAUUACCUCCGCCAAUGAUUAUUAUUAAUACCACUACUAUUCCUAAUAGGAACAUUUAGGUUUUGAUUGAUUUGAAUUGUAUGUAAUAGUAUUUGAUUUGGUGUAUUUAUGUAUGUAAAGUUGAACAGA